GCCCCCUGGCGGCCCGGAGGGGCGCGGCGGGCGCGGCGCUGACCCGGAGGCGGCGGCGGCGGUGCCCGGAUGGAGGCACGUCAUUGUCCCCCGCCGGGCGGCUGGGCUGUGUGCGGCGGCGGCGGCGGCGGCGGCGGCCGAGGGGGAUGGAGCGAGCGCCGAGCCGGGUCAGAGUUGAACAAUGACCAUAGUUGACAAAGCUGCUGAAUCUUCAGACCCAUCAGUCUAUCAGAAUCAGCCUGGCAGCUCUGAGGCAGUCUCACCUGGAGACAUGGAUGCAGGUUCUGCCAGCUGGGGUGCUGUGUCUUCAUUAAAUGAUGUGUCAAAUCACACACUUUCUUUAGGACCAGUACCUGGUGCUGUAGUUUAUUCAAGUUCAUCUGUACCUGAUAAAUCAAAACCAUCACCACAAAAGGAUCAAGCCCUAGGUGAUGGCAUCGCUCCUCCACAGAAAGUUCUUUUCCCAUCUGAGAAGAUUUGUCUUAAGUGGCAGCAAACUCAUAGAGUUGGAGCUGGGCUCCAGAAUUUGGGCAAUACCUGUUUUGCCAAUGCAGCACUGCAGUGUUUAACUUACACACCACCUCUCGCCAAUUACAUGCUCUCACAUGAACACUCCAAAACAUCUUGCUCUGACACUGCUCUGGCAGAGGAAGUGAUGUCAGAUGGAGUAGAAGCCCACAUUCCCCACUCAGCCUCCGUUGGCACCCCAGGUCAUGCAGAAGGCUUUUGUAUGAUGUGUACAAUGCAAGCACAUAUUACCCAGGCACUCAGUAAUCCUGGGGACGUUAUUAAACCAAUGUUUGUCAUCAAUGAGAUGCGGCGUAUAGCUAGGCACUUCCGUUUUGGAAACCAAGAAGAUGCCCAUGAAUUCCUUCAGUACACUGUUGAUGCUAUGCAAAAAGCAUGCUUGAAUGGCAGCAAUAAAUUAGACAGACACACCCAGGCCACCACUCUCGUUUGUCAGAUAUUUGGAGGAUACCUAAGAUCUAGAGUCAAAUGUUUAAAUUGCAAGGGCGUUUCAGAUACUUUUGAUCCAUAUCUUGAUAUAACAUUGGAGAUAAAGGCUGCUCAGAGUGUUAACAAGGCGUUGGAGCAGUUUGUGAAGCCGGAACAGCUUGAUGGAGAAAACUCAUACAAGUGCAGCAAGUGUAAAAAGAUGGUUCCAGCUUCAAAGAGGUUCACUAUCCAUAGAUCCUCUAAUGUUCUUACACUUUCUCUGAAACGUUUUGCAAAUUUUACUGGUGGAAAAAUUGCUAAGGAUGUGAAAUACCCUGAGUAUCUUGAUAUUCGGCCAUAUAUGUCUCAACCCAACGGAGAGCCGAUUGUUUACGUCUUGUAUGCAGUGCUGGUCCACACUGGUUUUAAUUGCCAUGCUGGCCAUUACUUCUGCUACAUAAAAGCUAGCAAUGGCCUCUGGUAUCAAAUGAAUGACUCCAUUGUAUCUACCAGUGAUAUUAGAUCGGUACUCAGCCAACAAGCCUAUGUGCUCUUUUAUAUCAGGUCUCAUGAUGUGAAAAAUGGAGGUGAACUGACUCAUCCCACCCACAGCCCCGGCCAGUCCUCUCCCCGCCCCGUCAUCAGUCAGCGGGUUGUCACCAACAAACAGGCUGCGCCAGGGUUUAUCGGACCACAGCUUCCCUCUCACAUGAUAAAGAAUCCACCUCACUUAAAUGGGACUGGACCAUUGAAAGACACACCAAGCAGUUCCAUGUCAAGUCCUAACGGGAAUUCCAGUGUCAACAGGGCUAGUCCUGUUAAUGCUUCAGCUUCUGUCCAAAACUGGUCAGUUAAUAGGUCUUCAGUGAUCCCAGAACAUCCUAAGAAACAAAAAAUUACAAUCAGUAUUCACAACAAGUUGCCUGUUCGCCAGUGUCAGUCUCAGCCUAACCUUCAUAGCAAUUCUUUGGAGAACGCUACCAAGCCCGUUCCCUCUUCUACCAUUACCAAUUCUGCAGUACAGUCUACCUCGAACGCAUCCACGAUGUCAGUUUCUAGUAAAGUAACAAAACCGAUCCCCCGCAGCGAAUCCUGUUCCCAGCCCGUGAUGAAUGGCAAAUCCAAGCUGAACUCCAGCGUGCUAGUCCCCUAUGGCGCCGAGUCCUCUGAGGACUCUGACGAGGAGUCGAAGGGGCUGGGCAAGGAGAAUGGGAUUGGUACGAUUGCGAGCUCCCACUCUCCCGGCCGAGAUGCCGAAGAUGAGGAGGCUGCUCCGCAUGAGCUCCAAGAACCCAUGACCCUAAACGGUGCUAAUAGUGCAGACAGCGACAGUGACCCAAAAGAAAACGGCCUGCCGCCCGAUGGUGCCAGCUGCCAAGGCCAGCCUGCCCUGCACUCAGAAAAUCCCUUUGCUAAGGCAAACGGUCUUCCUGGAAAGUUGAUGCCUGCUCCUUUGCCGUCUCUCCCAGAAGACGAAAUCUUAGAGACCUUCAAGCUUAGCAACAAACUGAAAGGCUCGACAGAUGAAAUGAGUGCACCUGGAGCAGAGAGGGGCCCUCCCGAGGACGGCGACCCCGAGCCCCAGCCUGGCAGCCCCGCCGCCGAAUCCCUGGAGGAACCGGAUGCGGCCGCCAGCCUCAGCAGCACCAAGAAGGCUCCGCCGCCCCCGGAUCCCGGCACUCCCACUACCAAAGAAGGCGCUUGGGAGGCCUUGGCUGCCGCCCCCGAAGAGCCUCCGCCCGGCGCUGGGCAGGACAUCGCGGGGGACACAGCGCCCCCUGACCUGUGUGAUCCCGGGAGCUUAACGGGCGACGCGAGCCCGCUGUCCCAGGACGCAAAGGGGAUGAUAGCGGAGGGCCAGCGGGACUCUGCGAUGGCGGAAGCCCCGGCGGAGUUGAGUCCGGCUCCGCCUGCGCGGUCGGAGGAGCCCUGCGAGCAUCCGCUCCUUGUUCACCCCAGCGGGGACCAUGCCCGGGACGCUCAGGACCUGCCGCAGAGCUCGGGCGCGCCCGAGGCCGCAGAGGGGCCGCCAGCUCCUGUGCCAGAGGCGGCGCCGGCCGGUCACUCGGAAGGGGACACAGAGCCUGGCCCGGGCCAGAGGGGCGAGGACGCCGCGGCGGCGCAAGCUCCAGGCCCUUCCCCGGUGAAGGAGAAAAUCGGCAGCCUCAGAAAGGUGGACCGAGGCCACUACCGCAGCCGGAGGGAGCGCUCGUCCAGCGGGGAGCCCGCCAGAGACAGCAGGAGCAAGACUGAGGGCCACCGCCACCGGCGGCGCCGCACCUGCCCCCGGGAGCGCGACCGCCAGGCCCGCCACGCUGCGGAGCACCACCCCGGCCACGGCGACAGGCCCAGCCCCAGCGAGCGCCGCUCUCUGGGCAGGUACAGUCACCACCACUCCCGACACCGGAGUGGGGCGGAGCCGGACUGGGUCAGACACCACUACACGGAGGGCGAGCAUGGCUGGGGCGGGGAGAAGUUCUACGCCAACAGGCCGCGCUGGGACAGGUGCCGGUACUACCAUGACAGGUACGCCCCGUACGCCGCCCGGGACUGGAAGCCCUUCCACGGCGGCCGCGAGCAUGAGCGGGCCGGGCUGCAUGAGCGGCCGCACAAGGACCACAGUCGGGGCCGUAGGGGCUGCGAGCCGGCCCGGGAGAGGGAGCGGCACCGCCCUGGCAGCCCCCGUGCUGGAGCGCCCCACGCCCUCGCCCCGCACCCCGACCGCUUCUCCCACGACAGAACUGCACUUGUAGCCGGAGACAACUGUAACCUCUCUGAUCGGUUUCACGAACACGAAAAUGUAAAGUCACGGAAACGGAGACACGACAGCGUGGAAAACAGUGACAGCCAUGUCGAAAGGAAAGCCCGGAGGAGCGAACUGAAGGACCCUCUAGAAGAGCCUAAAGCGAAGAAGCACAAAAAAUCAAAGAAGAAAAAGAAAUCCAAAGACAAACACCGAGACCGCGACUCCAGGCAUCAGCAGGACUCAGACCUCUCAGCAGUGUGCUCUGACGCUGACCUCCACAGACACAAAAAAAAGAAGAAGAAAAAGAAGAGACAUUCAAGAAAAUCAGAGGACUUUGUUAAAGAUUCAGAACUGCACUUACCCAGGGCCGCCAGCUUGGAGACUGUUGCCCAGUUCCAGAGAGCCCAGGGCGGCUUUCCUCUGCCCGGUGGCCCGCCUCUGGAAGGCGUCGGACCUUUCCGUGAGAAAACGAAACACUUACGGAUGGAAAGCAGGGAUGACAGGUGUCAUCUCUUUGAGUAUGGCCAGGGUAAGAGGAGAUACUUGGAAUUCAGAAGAUAGAAACUAUUUCUUAAUACAUUUUCUUUGCAAAGGGCGAGUAGUACAUAGAAAACCUCAGGUGGCAUCAGAGGGUGCAGUUACUCAGAUCACCCCUGCCAGACAGGGUCCGGCCUCGGUGCUCGUCCCUGCAGUGCGGUGCUGUUGCCCAGUUUGGCUCCUUAGCACCAAACCCUUAGCGUUUAUUGAAGGCCUAAGCGACACAGGACUGAGGGCAGCACCACCUGUGUGUCACCAAAGCCCUGGAACGUAUGGCUCUGGGCGUCUUGAGUGUUUGCCUCGCGAAGGACCAGAAAUCUUGGUUUUAUUUUAUUUUAUUUUAUUUUAUUUAUUUAUUUUUUGAGACGGAGUCUUGCUCUGACUCCCAGGCUGGAGUGCAGUGGCGCAAUCUCAGCUCACUGCAAGCUCCGCCUCCCGGGUUCACACCAUUCUCCUGCCUCAGCCUCCCGAGUACCUGGAACUAUGGGCGCCCACCACCAUGCCCAGCUAAAUUUUGUGUUUUUAGUAGAGACAGAGUUUCACCCUGUUAAACAGGAUGGUCUCGAGAACUCUUGGUUUUAAAGCAUUUUUGAUAGAAAUACUUUUACAGUAUAUACAUUACUCUCCUGAAUCCUUAAACCUGCAGCAUUCUGAGUGUGCCCUGGUGCUCGGUACUGAUUUGCUUGCUUGGGUGGUUAGAAGCACGGGCGUCGGCCUCUGCCUGACACCACAGAGGCGGUGUGGCGGGCCGCUGACUGUCACUGCCAGGUGUCCUAGAUUCUCUUCUGCCCUGUGGGGCUGUGUCUCUGUCAUGUGGCCACGCGCUGCGCUCUGACUGCACUUGAGGCAGCCUCCCCGCUUCCUCUCUGGUUGGUGUCCACUGACCACCGGUCCUGGAGAGGAGCUGUGAACCUGUUAGAAGUGGAUGUCACUCGAGUCAGUGGACCUAGAGCAGAAGUUGGCAAACUGCAGCCCUGUGGCCAGCUUUGGCCGGUCACCUGGCUUUGUAUGAACUUGGAGUGAAGAAUGAUUUUAACCUUUUUAAGUGGUUGGAAAUAAUCCCAAAGAAGAACAAUGCGUUUCACAUGAAAAUGAUGUGAAGUUCAGACCGCAGUGUCUGUGGCUUGAUUGGGGAACAGCCAGGCGCGUUCGCACGCUGUCCGGUGGCUUCGCUGUCACUGCCUGACAGAGGCGAGUGGCUGCAGCGGGGCAGGGACUGUGUGGCUCGCCAAGCGGAGAGUGUUUAUUAUUUGCCCCUCACAGGAAAAGUUGGUCAUCGUUACCUGAACGCCGGUUGUUUGCAUUCACGUGUGAAGCGCAUGCCCCCCUCCCAGGGACUUGUGACGAAUCAUCAGGGCUGCCCUGAGGCCUUUGCUUCUCGGCUGGCUGUAUCGUGGGUUAGGUGGGGCUGUGUGUUCUGGGGAAGGCCUGUCCCUGCCAGCAGCCUAGAGCCAGUGUGCAUUGUUGAUUGAGGGGCAGACGGUCCUUAGAGUGUGUAACAGAGAGCCGGGGCUGCGGGGCGAACUUGCCUGUGGAGUGCUGGGAAACAGCCGGAGCCCAGGACAGGCACCAACGCUGUCGGCGAGGGCGGGGAGCCGGCGAGGGCGAGGAGCCGGCGGGUCUUUGCUGUCUGUGUUGUAGACAUUCUGGACAUUUCAGAAUUGGUUUUGCCUUCCCAUUUCAGCGAGUCGGGGAAGGGGAUUCGUGAGGGCUGCUUGGUGCCCGAGGAUGCGGUGAAUGGGCUCAUUCUGCGUGUGGUGCGGGCUCCCAGGAUCGUGGGCUCCCAGCCGGGGCCGCUGGGAGACAGUGAUGGCCCCCAAGGCAACUGGUCCAGCAGGAGGGAGGUUGAACGUGAACUUGUUUGCGUCCUGUCUCGGGUGCUGUGGUCAGGCGUGUGUGUGGUGGCCUGCGUUUCCGUGCCCAUCCCACUGCACUGAUGACAGGGUUUGCAGCUGGCGCUUCUGCUGCGAGCACAGACUGAGGAGCCUUUCUGGUCCUCCCGAGAAGGCCGCUGCCCGGCCUCGCCUCACCCAGCGUCCUGUGGUCCUGCAGGCCCCCCUCUGCCCUGGACUUCGGCUCCUUGCCUUUCUCUUUCAGACUCCUCCUCUGGCUCUGUUCCGCCCAGUUCAGUUCUUGGGCCUGAGAUCUGUUGUCCUAAUGUCAGGGUGUGCGUGGGUUGGAUGGUGCCCUCAGUCUCAGUCAUCACGUAAACCCUUUGAUGUCAGUAAAACCCUGGGAGCAGCAGCUGAGCGCUGGGACAUCCCUGGUCACCUCGCAGGGAAGUGGCCUCAGCCACUCACAGGGAACCGCAGUGACUGACCAUAGCCACUUAAUGCAACGCAGAGCAGAGGCACUGGCAAUUUUGCAACCAUCAUUAAAGUCUGUUUCCUGACCUUUGCU
Molecule: messenger RNA, 6619 nt
Organism: Piliocolobus tephrosceles (Ugandan red Colobus)
Lineage: Eukaryota; Metazoa; Chordata; Mammalia; Primates; Cercopithecidae
Gene: USP42
Product: ubiquitin specific peptidase 42
Exons: 17
Coding region: 182-4243 (1353 amino acids)
Biological process (GO): regulation of apoptotic process; protein deubiquitination
Cellular component (GO): cytosol; nucleus
Molecular function (GO): cysteine-type deubiquitinase activity
Source: RefSeq, a predicted model, not a curated record